AUGGACAUUCUCGCCGACGCCCAAAAGGCUACACUUGUCGAACACGAGAUGGGCCUUCUACAGAGUCUCAAGGUGUAUCGCAAAGGGGCUCUCUGGUCUUUGGCACUGUCGACAGCGAUUAUUAUGGAAGGAUUCGACCUGAUCUUGAUAAAUAGUCUUUUUGGUUUUCCCUCAUUCCAGAGAAAAUUUGGUGUUCUUCAACCGGACGGGACUUAUGACUUGACUGCCGCGUGGCAAACCGGACUUGCCAACGGUGUCCUGGUGGGACAGAUCGUGGGUCUGUUCAUCAACGGCAUCGUGGCUGACAGAUAUGGGUACCGGAAGACCAUGGCCACGGCGCUGGUGGGCGUGGUGGCUUUCAUCUUCAUCAUUUUCUUUGCUCCCAACAUUCAGACGCUUUUGGUCGGAGAGAUUCUAAUUGGGAUCCCAUUCGGCAUUUUCCAGGCCACCGCCUGUACGUAUGCCUCAGAGGUUUGUCCCACUCAGCUUCGAGCAUAUUUGACGACAUAUAUCAAUCUAUGCUGGGUGAUCGGACAGAUCAUCGCAUCGGGUGUUCUCAAAGCAUUGGUCGACAAGACUGACGAAUGGGGUUACCGGAUCCCGUUUGCCCUACAGUGGAUUUGGCCGGUCCCGAUUCUCAUUGCAGUCGCUCUUGCUCCUGAAUCGCCUUGGUGGCUUGCUCGACAUGGUCGUAUACAGGAUGCGAGGAAGUCGGUGGUCCGCCUGACCAACACAAGCGCCCACCCGAACUUCAAUGUGGACCACGCUGUCGCGAUGAUGGUGUAUACCGACAACGUGGAGAAGGCAGUGUCAGCAGGUACCCACUAUACCGACUGCUUCAAAGGGACCGACUUACGCCGCACCGAAAUUGUCUGCGGCGCCUGGGCAUGUCAGGUCCUCUGCGGUUCGGCGUUUUCAGGGUACUCGAGCUAUUUCUUCCAGCAAGCCGGUCUCGACGCCAGCGACUCGUUCAGCUUAACCCUUGGGCAGUACUGCAUUGGCGCUGUCGGCGUUUUCACAUCCUGGUUUCUCAUGGGAUGGUUCGGCCGUCGUACUUUGUAUCUUUACGGGUUGGCAGCCAUGGCAGUGUUUCUUGCAAUAAUCGGAUUUGUCGGUCUCGCCGGAAGAUCAAACACGGGUGCGCAGUGGUCGAUCGGCGCGAUGAUUUUGAUCUUCACGUUCGUCUAUGACAGCACUGUCGGCCCAAUCUGCUACGCCGUGGUGUCGGAGAUACCAUCUACCCGCCUCAAGACCAAAUCGGUGGCCCUGGCGAGAAAUUCGUACAACAUUACAGGGAUUGUCAACAAUAUCAUCACGCCCAGGAUGCUCAAUCCUACGGCAUGGAAUUGGGGAGCAAAGUCCGGGUUCUUCUGGGCAGGCUCGUGCGUCCUGUGCUUCGUUUGGGCAUACUUCCGUCUUCCUGAACCAAAGGGCCGUACGUACUCCGAACUUGACAUCCUCUUCGAGACAAAAAUAUCGGCAAGGAAAUUCAAAUCGGCCGCCGUGGAUGGCUUCAGCGGAAAUGGCCGAGAGCAUCGAGAUACCAGUCCGCUCGGUAAAGUCGAAGGUGUCGAGGCCGAGAAGAUCUCGUAG
Messenger RNA from Truncatella angustata, 1593 nucleotides. Its product is annotated as general substrate transporter. The coding region runs from base 1 to 1593 and encodes 530 amino acids. The record is from RefSeq and is a predicted model, not a curated record. NCBI's taxonomy places the organism in Eukaryota, Fungi, Ascomycota, Sordariomycetes, Amphisphaeriales, Sporocadaceae. Gene Ontology annotation, molecular function: carbohydrate:proton symporter activity. Gene Ontology annotation, biological process: transmembrane transport; carbohydrate transport. The transcript has a single exon. Gene Ontology annotation, cellular component: membrane.